UGAUGUCAUGACGUUUAAGGUUCCCUCCCUCUAUAAAGGCAGCGUCCCAGCAGAGGGAGGAGACAGUUAAGGUUUCCUCGGAGGGUGUGCAGUGCGUACUAUUUGUGUACUUACAGCGGAAGUGUUUUUUAAAAAGGAUUUGUUCCUAAAAGAGAAGAGUAAAGGAAAAUGGCCCGUACCAAGCAGACUGCCCGUAAAUCCACUGGUGGCAAAGCUCCACGUAAACAGCUGGCUACUAAAGCUGCGAGGAAAAGCGCCCCCUCUACUGGUGGAGUCAAGAAACCUCAUCGCUACAGACCUGGUACUGUGGCACUGCGUGAGAUUCGCCGUUACCAAAAGUCAACAGAACUUUUGAUUCGCAAACUUCCAUUUCAGAGACUCGUAAGGGAGAUUGCCCAAGAUUUCAAGACAGACUUAAGGUUCCAGAGCGCAGCCAUUGGUGCACUGCAGGAGGCUAGUGAAGCCUAUCUGGUGGGUCUGUUUGAAGACACAAAUCUCUGUGCCAUCCAUGCCAAGAGAGUUACCAUUAUGCCCAAAGACAUCCAGUUGGCUCGUAGGAUACGGGGAGAGAGGGCUUAAAAAGGAAGCAGUUUUUAUGGUGUUUUGUAGUAAAUUCUGUAAAAUACUUUGGUUUCAAUUUGUGACUUUUUUUGUAUGAAAUUGUUUAUAAUAUGUUACAUUUGUACUUAAGUCAUUCCAUCUUUCACUCAGGAUGAAUGCUAACAGUGACUGUUCACAUAAAACUCAGUGAUGUGAGCCCUGUUGCUCAAUAGUGACAAGUUGCUAAUAUGCAGAAGGGAUGGGUGAUCUUUCUUGCUUUUCAUGCAUGUUUCUGUAUGUUAAUGACUUGUUGGGUAGCUAAAAUUGUAAGGUACUAGAAUUGAUAUAAAUGUGUACAGGGUCCUUUUGCAAUAAAACUGGUUAUAACUUGAU
Protobothrops mucrosquamatus (brown spotted pit viper) is the source of this 933-nucleotide messenger RNA. RefSeq names its product histone H3.3. The transcript has 4 exons. Gene Ontology annotation, molecular function: structural constituent of chromatin; DNA binding; protein heterodimerization activity. The record is from RefSeq and is a predicted model, not a curated record. Gene Ontology annotation, cellular component: nucleosome. Bases 169 to 579 code for a protein of 136 amino acids. Lineage: Eukaryota; Metazoa; Chordata; Lepidosauria; Squamata; Viperidae.